ACCUCCCUUUCACUGUCCGUUCCUUGGGUUUCCUUUUCCCUCGUAUUCUCUUUCUAGACUUGAUUCUCCUCUCUCUCUCACUGCAAUGGCGGAAACAUCUGCUGCGCUUUGCUUCUCUGCGUUCUCUUCUAUCCCUUCCAUCUCUCGCUCCAAGGAUCUCUCCACCAGCUCUUCUUUCCCUUCCUCUUCCAUAUCCACAAUUUCUCGUUCUCAUCCUUCUCGUCCUUUUCGUUUAGUACCAAGAGCUUCCUCUGAUUCCGGAAAUUUCUUCGCCGACGAUUCUUUUGGAUUCUUUCCUUGGUCCGAUGGUCAAACCGAAAUUCACUGGGUUCCUGAGGGGAAAGUCACAUUGUUCACGGCUGAUGGGCUUAUUCAAAUUGGAGGCUCCGUGGUCCCUCGACGUGUCUCUUCUUCAGAGAAGAAGCAAGUGAGAUCAAAGACUGCUCAAAGAUUUCAGCGUUUUCAAGAGAGUGAUUACAUGGAUCCAAAGCAGGAACUAUGUUUGGGCGCACUCUUUGAUAUUGCAGCAACAAAUGGACUUGAUAUGGGCCGUAGAUUGUGUAUCUUUGGCUUUUGCCGUUCCAUUGAAAUGCUCAGUGAUGUUGUGGAAGACACAGUUUUGGAGAAUGGUGGGGAGGUAGUUUCUGCAGAGAAAGCUAGCAGAGGCGGUUUGAAUGAAAAGUUGACCAUGACAGUCGCCGUGCCAUUACUUUGGGGAGUCCCUCCUGCUUCUGAAACACUUCACCUUGCUGUUCAGAGUGGCGGUGGCAUUGUAGAGAAGGUUUAUUGGCAAUGGGACUUCUUGUAAAUGAAAGAUUUUUCAUUUCCUAACCAUCAUCCGUGCAUUUGUACAUAAAUUUGUCGGCUCCUCUAUGUACAAAAACCCAAUUGUUGUAUUCAAUGGAAUGACCCUUCAAUGUCCAUAUCUAAUAAAUAAUUAUUCUCUGUGAGUGUGUUCUA
Molecule: messenger RNA, 960 nt
Organism: Ziziphus jujuba (common jujube)
Lineage: Eukaryota; Viridiplantae; Streptophyta; Magnoliopsida; Rosales; Rhamnaceae
Exons: 5
Coding region: 86-808 (240 amino acids)
Source: RefSeq, a predicted model, not a curated record